CAACUCGAUCCACAACAUCGAGCAAAAUGUCAUCUUCAUCUGCAUUGUUCUCCUUCUUCUUCUUAUCACUCAUUUUCUCCAUUGUUAAAGCUUCUGUUCCUCCCUCAGCCACAUUUCAAUUUGUCAACGAAGGUGAAUUUGGAGAAUACAUUGUUGAGUAUGAUGGGAAUUACAGAGUCCUAAGUGUGUCCAAUUCUCCUUUCCAACUUUGCUUCUAUAACACCACCCCAAAUGCUUACACUCUUGCUCUACGCAUGGCCACCACUCGAUCAGAAUCACUCUUCCGUUGGGUUUGGGAAGCCAACAGAGGCAAACCGGUUCGUGAAAACGCCACCCUCACGUUUGGAACUAAUGGAAAUCUUGUCUUGGCCGAUGCUGAUGGCACCAUAGCCUGGCAAACAAACACUGCCAACAAGGGCGUUGUUGGAUUCAAGCUACUGUCAAAUGGCAACAUCGUGCUUCACGACUCAAAGGGCAAUUUCAUUUGGCAAAGUUUCGACCAGCCAACUGAUACUCUCUUGGUGGGUCAAUCUCUCCGCGUUGGAGGAGUAACAAAGCUCGUGAGCCGAGCAUCCGAUAAAGAAAACAAAGAUGGGCCUUAUAGUUUUGUAUUGGAGUCGAAACGAUUGGCGUUGUAUUAUCAGAUCAAAAACUCCCCACGCCCUGUUGUGUACUCCGCGCCAGAACUAUGGAAUAGUCAGGGCUCUCUUGAGUCUGUGAAAUUCAAUUCCGCCCCAGAGAAUGAUGACGGUUCUGCUUAUGAACUAACUCUAGAGCUCUCAACUGGCGGCAAUCUUAUUUUGGGUAGGCCAAAAUACAACGGCACGUUGUCAAUUCUCCGACUAGGAGUAGACGGAAAUGUCAGGAUUUUCACUUACUACGAUAAGGUUGAUUGGGGGGCAUGGGAGGAGACUUUCACUCUCUUCUCCAGAGAUUCAAUUUGGGAAAAUGAGUGCCAAUUGCCGGAGAGGUGCGGCAAUUUUGGGGUGUGUGAUGAGUAUCAAUGCGUUGCUUGCCCAUCAGAGAAAGGCCUGCUGGGGUGGAGCCAGCAGUGUGAAGCUAAGAAGUUAACAUCUUGUGGGGUGAAUGAUUUUCAUUAUUAUAAGGUUGAAGGAGUGGAUCAUUUCUUGAGCAAGUAUAAUUCAGGAACUGGACCAAUCAAAGUAGAUGAAUGUGGGAAAAAUUGUACAAAAGAUUGUAAGUGUUUGGGGUAUUUUUACAACCAGGAGACAUCAAGAUGCUGGAUUGCUUAUGAAUUGAAGACUCUAACUAAAGUCUCAAACUCAACACAUUUUGGUUACAUUAAGGUACCCAACAAGUAAAUACAUUUGUGUUUUUCUCGUUUGUUGUAGCUUUUGUUUCUGCUGGAAACGAUUGGAGACUCAUUAUAAUAAGGCAACUGUGGAAUUCGAGUCGCCACAGAAAGUUGUGUUUGUUAGUAGAUCAAAAAAAUAAAAGCGUUGGUUUAUGAAAGCUUUCCCUUACAAUGCUCUUCUCUUCCUUUUUGUUCUUGCUUCAAUUUUACAGAAAAGGGUGAUUGGUUAA
Molecule: messenger RNA, 1545 nt
Organism: Pistacia vera
Lineage: Eukaryota; Viridiplantae; Streptophyta; Magnoliopsida; Sapindales; Anacardiaceae
Product: epidermis-specific secreted glycoprotein EP1-like
Exons: 1
Coding region: 27-1322 (431 amino acids)
Biological process (GO): recognition of pollen
Source: RefSeq, a predicted model, not a curated record